CGCGCCGCCGCGACGACUUUGCGUACACAUUGCUCCGACUGUGCGUACGUGCGCACAUGUACGUAUACGUGGAUAUAGUGGUGCGGGGCAGAGCCAUCGUGCACGAAGGUGAACUGUUUUUAUUAUUUGCCGGCAAAAAACCGCAGCACCAGCAGCGCGGCGCGUCGUCUGCCGGUGUAUAUAUUUACUCGGGAGCGAGCUGCGUGCACGGGAGUGCGAGAGCGGAAGAGAUAUAGUACGCGGCACGGUGCAAGUAAGGAGAGCCUAACCUCAAAAGUUGGGCCGUUCGGCCACAGCGAGGCAGUGGUCGUCGAUCGCGGGUGUGUUUGGUGUUUGCUCGAGAGGAUAAAAAAAGAGGCGAAGGAUGAAAGGCAACGGCGAACACGAGAGUGGCAUGAGACUGAGGAGGACGAAAAGCGUCACCCGGGCCGAGGAGAUACAGAAGGCCGAGCAGAUGGCACGCCGGUCACAGCCGGAUAAACCGUGCCAUCGUCCAAGAGACAGCCUGUUCUCAUGGAGCUCGGGCUUCGACAACUUCACGGGAUUCGUCAACUGGGGUUUCCUGCUCCUCGGCAUUGGCGGCAUUCGUCUUUUAUUGGAGAACUUUAUAAAGUAUGGCAUCCGAGUGGACCCGAGGCAGUGGUUAUUCUUUCUCGUCGGCAAGAACGACGGCAACCAGGAGCACCCCUCGAUCCUACUGAUUUGCUAUUCCACUGUGCCGAUAAGCUUGUGCCUGCUGAUCGAGAAAGGCCUGGCGAUGGACCUGAUAGCUCACGGACCGGGCAUGGUAUUCCACGUAGUUAACCUGAUAGUGAUGGUGCUCAUGCCGAUGGUGGUAAUCCAUGUGAAGGAGUCGGGAUUCAGCUUGGUUGGAGCCAUGUACGUCUGCAUGCUCUACGCAAUACUCUUUCUCAAGUUGUGGUCGUACGUGCAGGUCAACACGUGGUGUCGCCUCAGCGCCAAGAGCAAAAACUGCUCGCUCGGUCGGAUGCGCAGGCAGUCUCUCAGUUACACCGAUUUGCAUGCCACGGAGGUGAAACAAAACGGUUGUGACUCCGAUGAAACGAGACACAAGAUAGACGACGACGUCGCCGGCAAAGCUCUCGUGCAAUAUCCGGACAACCUGAAUCUGUCCGACCUCUACUACUACAUCCUGGCGCCGACGCUCUGCUAUGAAUUAAACUUUCCUAGGACCACGAGAAUCCGAAAGAGGUUUUUAAUCAAGCGCAUACUCGAGGUGGUCGUCGGCUGCCAGGUGGUGAUGUCGCUGUUCCAGCAGUGGAUGAUUCCCUCGGUGAAGAACUCCCUCAUACCUUUCAGCAACAUGGACGUGGCCAAGGCAUCCGAGCGUCUGCUGAAACUGGCGAUACCGAAUCACCUGAUGUGGCUCUGCUUUUUCUAUCUGUCUUUCCACUCUUAUCUCAACCUCAUGGGCGAGAUGCUGCAUUUCGCCGAUAGAAAUUUCUACUGCGACUGGUGGAACGCAAAUAACAUCGACACUUUCUGGAGGACCUGGAAUAUGCCCGUCCAUCGCUGGGCCGUAAGACACCUGUACAUACCGGUGGUGGAGAUGGGCUACAGCAAAACGGUCGCGAGCGUGACGGUCUUCUUUAUCAGCGCCUUCUUCCACGAGUACCUUGUUAGCGUACCGCUGAAGACCUUCAAAAUCUGGGCGUUCAUGGGAAUGAUGGGCCAGAUUCCCUUAUCGGUGCUGAGCAAGCACGUGGAGAGAAACUGGGGCGCCAGGUGGGGCAACAUCGUCGUCUGGGCGAGUCUCAUCAUUGGCCAGCCACUCUGCAUCAUGAUGUACUACCACGACUACGUGGUCACCCACUAUGGCGAGACCCUCCUCGAGGAUUACUCGCACGUCUAAGAAGAUACACACCGACAGCGAAAUAACAAGCAGAGAAGCUGUCGCCGACGCUGUUGCUGCUGCUCUUUUCGCGCAAAAUCGAAUCACGCGCGAAGAAAGGAAUCGCUUUACUCGCGUCGUCUUCUCCGCGUUUGUUUGCUCGUGCGCCUUUUUCUUCUUCUCCCCGUCGCCGCUCGCCACGCCGCGAGAACAUUCGAUUUCAGACCUAAUAGCCCGCGAGUAAAUGAUUUUUCGUUGUGAAUCGCCCAAGUCUCCCGGGAUAAAUUGAUAGAGUGUCGCGUGCUCGUUCUCGCCUUUUGUAUUAUUUCCCGACUUCCUCCUCCCCCCCCCCCCCCUCUCUACUCCGUCUUUUUUUCGUGUCCCCUUAAUACAAAGCGCCGUUCAUUCACUGAUUGUACUUUUGUAUUACCUGUUCAAUGCUCAAUGACGCGAUUCAAAGAGAAGGCACGUCGCGCUUUCACGAGAUUUUUCUAUGACAUUUAUUACAAUUUGUAAGUGUUUCCUGCAAUCACUUGUGUACGUGAUAUUUAUUUACAGUACAUUGUUAUUCAUUUUGAUACUACAUUUUUAAUGCUUUGCACACGACAAGACGACGGGAAGAUUCGCUACUCGGAGGGAUAUAUAUAUAUAUAUAUAUAUAUUUUAAAAUAUCUAGAUGUUAUUAUUUAGAGAUUUAUAGAUUUCCUUUAUACUUCGAUAAGCAAAUGUUUUAUCACCGAAAUUGCCUUAUAUUUUUGUUCAACGAAACAUGUGAUCGCUAAUCGCGCGAUUUGUAAACGUAGAAAUGUACAUUCACGUAGAAAAAUUGUGCGUGGCAAAUUGUAAAAAAAGAGAUAAUAUGACAGCCAACAUUUGCCACUAGAAUUUAAGAAACUCGAGAGCAACGAGACGCGAUGAAGUUACCACAGCGUGUAUUUUAGCGGAAGAGAUUUAAUGCACUCCGUCUUUGUCUCUCUUUCUCUCUUUCUUAAUGCUUACGGCUGCCGGUGUUUGUGUACAAAAACAUAAACAUGUUUAUCGUAACUUAGACUUUAUAUCUAAGAGACAUUUGUUCCUCUUUUGUAAAUUUUUUACUGAACUUUGUAAAUAAACGAAACACGUGCAGGAAUGUUCGUAACGUCAACACAAAUGUACUCUUGAGGAAUAAAUAAAUGCGGUGCGAAUCGCGCCAGACGCGUACACAUUUGCAUCCGCAGGGAAAUUGCGAGGGAAACGAAGUUUGUCUCAUCCGUGUCUGGCGUAUCGAAGCUAACUGGGUG
Phymastichus coffea is the source of this 3132-nucleotide messenger RNA. It is a transcript of the gene mdy, whose product is annotated as diacylglycerol O-acyltransferase 1. The coding region runs from base 365 to 1873 and encodes 502 amino acids. Lineage: Eukaryota; Metazoa; Arthropoda; Insecta; Hymenoptera; Eulophidae. Gene Ontology annotation, cellular component: endoplasmic reticulum membrane. The record is from RefSeq and is a predicted model, not a curated record. Gene Ontology annotation, biological process: triglyceride biosynthetic process. Gene Ontology annotation, molecular function: diacylglycerol O-acyltransferase activity. The transcript has 13 exons.